AGCGACGGCGGCGCCGACGGCGGACCGCGACAGCGACAGUCAGAGGGCCAGAAACGGGACCCCGAUGGCCGCGGAGAAGAGGAAGACUCUCUGAAACGUGGCUGGUCGGGGGUCACGGCUCGGGAGUCGACAGCGGCGAUCGCCUCCGAUGUUUCCCGACCCACUGAGGCUAUGCCGUGCUGCCGUGGGGAUUCUGCGUCAGGACCGCGCUGACCGGGAAAUCGGAGGCCCCCUCGACUGGCAAAGACUGUGAACUGGACGCCCGGGGCCGGAGGUAGUCCGGAGCGACGAAAUGGGAAUCCGCUGCUAAAAUGGGCACGAGGACCAGCCUUCGCUCAGGUGCCGACCGGCCGCCGGGAAUCCCCGGGUCCGUGUGGUGAAUGAGCGAGCGGGAGCGGAGAGCGGCGGCCCGCUUCCAACCCACCGCCGUCACCAUGCGCAAAGGGCUGCCCACGGACCCCGACGUAGCCGACCUGUUCGCCAGAGAUGAUCCCGAAGAGAUUUUCGUGGGCUUACGGGAAAUCGGGCAUGGAAGCUUCGGAGCCGUGUACUUCGCCACCAACUCCCACACCAGCGAGGUGGUGGCCAUUAAGAAAAUGUCUUACGGCGGAAAGCAGACGAACGAGAAAUGGCAGGACAUUCUCAAGGAAGUCAAGUUCUUACGGCAGCUGAAACACCCCAACACCAUAGAGUACAAAGGUUGUUACUUGAAAGAACACACUGCCUGGUUGGUGAUGGAGUACUGUUUAGGCUCCGCUUCCGAUCUGUUAGAAGUUCAUAAAAAACCACUUCAGGAAGUGGAGAUAGCUGCCAUUACCCACGGUGCCUUGCAGGGCUUGGCCUACCUGCACUGUCACACUUUGAUUCAUCGGGAUAUUAAAGCUGGAAAUAUCCUGCUGACAGAGCCCGGCCAGGUGAAACUGGCCGAUUUUGGAUCUGCCUCCAAAGCUUCUCCUGCCAAUUCUUUUGUGGGAACACCUUAUUGGAUGGCUCCGGAAGUCAUCUUAGCCAUGGACGAAGGCCAGUACGACGGGAAAGUCGACGUUUGGUCCCUGGGGAUCACGUGCAUUGAGUUGGCGGAACGGAAACCCCCCCUUUUCAACAUGAACGCAAUGAGUGCCUUAUAUCACAUAGCCCAGAACGAUUCCCCGACGCUCCAGUCCGGCGAAUGGACGGACUCCUUUAGAGGAUUCGUUGAUCGCUGCUUGCAGAAAAUACCUCACGAGCGACCAGCCUCAGUGGAUCUCUUGCGGCACGACUUUGUGCGGCGGGAGCGUCCGCCCCGGGUUCUGACGGACCUCAUCCAGAGGACCAAGGACGCCGUCCGCGAGCUGGACAACCUGCAGUACCGGAAAAUGAAGAAGAUCCUCUUCCAGGAGUCGCGGAACGGCCCCCUCGGCGAGUCCCAGGAAGACGACGAAGAGGGCGAGCCGGGGCCCAACGCGAGCGGCGGGCCCGCGGGCAGCCUGGACAGCAACCACUCCAUCCCGAGCGCCUCCGUGAGCACCAGCAGCCGCGGCAGCAGCGUGGCCAGCGUCACCAGCGUCCAGGACCUGGCGGACGAGGACGCCGACCACGCCGCCGGCGGGGCAGGACGACAGGCCGGCACCGUCCGCUCCGGCCCCGCGCACGGGAAGGAUCAUGUCUUCUUAAGGUAUGACGUGGGCCACAAGGAAUCCCGGCCUGAGCCGCCGCCUUCUCAGUCCGUCCACUGCCGGAACCGAGAGCGUUUUGCCACCAUCCGAUCAGCAUCCUUGGUCACACGCCAGAUCCAUGAGCAUGAGCAGGAGAACGAGUUGCGUGAACAGAUGUCAGGUUAUAAGCGGAUGCGGCGUCAGCACCAGAAGCAGCUGAUCGCCCUGGAGAACAAGCUGAAGGCUGAGAUGGACGAGCAUCGCCUGAAGCUGCAGAAAGAAGUGGAGACCCAGGCCAACAACUCGUCCAUUGAGCUGGAGAAACUCGCCAAGAAGCAAGUGGCCAUCAUAGAGAAGGAGGCAAAGACAGCCGCAGCCGAUGAGAAGAGAUUCCAGCAACAGAUCUUGGCCCAGCAGAAGAAAGACUUGACGACCUUCUUAGAAAGCCAGAAGAAGCAGUACAAGAUUUGCAAGGAAAAGAUAAAGGAGGAGCUGAACGAGGAUCCCAGCACACCCAAGAAGGAGAAACAGGAGCGGAUUUCCAAACACAAAGAGAACCUGCAGCACAGCCAGGCGGAGGAGGAAGCGCACCUCCUCUCCCAGCAGAGACAGUACUACGAUAAAAACUGCCGUUUCUUCAAACGGAAGACCAUGCUCAGGAGGCACGAAAUGGAGCAGCAGAACAUUCGGGAGGAGCUGAACAAGAAGAGGACGCAGAAGGAGAUGGAGCACGCCAUGCUGAUCCGGCACGACGAGUCGACGCGGGAGCUGGAAUACCGGCAGCUGCACGUGUUGCAGAAGCUGCGCCUGGACCUCAUCCGGCUGCAGCACCAGACGGAGCUGGAAAACCAGCUGGAGUACAACAAGAGGCGCCAGAGAGAGUUGCACAGGAAACACGGCAUGGAGCUGCGGCAGCAGCCCAAGAACUUAAAGGUCAUGGAAAUGCAGAUCAAAAAGCAGUUCCAGGACACCUGCAAAGUCCAGACGAAGCAGUACAAAGCACUGAAGAAUCACCAGUUGGAAGUUACUCCAAAGAAUGAGCACAAAACCAUCCUGAAGACCCUGAAGGACGAGCAGACCAGGAAGCUGGCCAUCCUCGCCGAGCAGUACGAGCAGAGCAUCAACGAGAUGAUGGCUUCUCAGGCGUUACGGCUGGACGAGGCUCAGGAAGCGGAAUGCCAGGCCCUGCGCCUGCAGCUCCAGCAGGAGAUGGAGCUGCUCAACGCCUACCAGAGCAAGAUCAAGAUGCAGACGGAGGCCCAGCACCAGCGCGAGCUGCAGAAGCUGGAGCAGAGGGUGUCUCUGCGCAGGGCCCAUCUGGAGCAAAAGAUCGAAGAGGAGCUGGCCGCCCUGCAGAAGGAACGCAGCGAGAGGAUCAAAAACCUCCUGGAAAGGCAAGAGCGAGAGAUAGAAACUUUCGACGUGGAGAGCCUCGGAAUGGGAUUCGGGAAUUUGGUGACGUUAGAUUACCCUAAGGAGGACUACAGAUGAGAUUAAAUUUCUUGCCUUUUGGGUUUUUUUAUUUUUUGGGGGGGUUGCCAUUUACAGAAAAAGCAAGACCCCCCCCCCCAAAAAAAAAAACCAAACCGAGGCCCCCCAAAAACGAAGCAACCCGACGGAAGAAAGACGGAAACGAAACCCGACCAAAACCACAUUCCCCCCCCAUUCGAAGGGGCGUUACUCUGGUGCGCGCCGUCUAUCUCUCUCUUUCUCUCUCUUACUGUUACUGACAUCGUGUCGGACUUAGUGCCUCUACCUUUCAGUCCAUCAGGACCUCCCCGCCUCGCCCCCCGAAACCUCCCCGCGUCAAAUUUGGGGGGUCAGGCCCCCCCGUACGCCCGUAGUACGUCGCAGUGUUGAAGUGAUUCGAAACGUUUCAGCGAAAAACCUUGGAGACGGUCGUAGACCAAACCGACGACGGCAAAAAAACCCCCACAAAAAACAAGAAAAGUGGAUGGAUGUCGCUUUGAGAAAUCACUCACGGCCACCAAUCUCUGAAAGUAAAGCAAAAAAAAAAAAAAAAAUCCCCUAUAUAUAUGCAUAUGUAUACAUACAUAUCCAUAUAUCAAGAAAAGUGGAUGGAUGUCGCUUUGAGAAAUCACGGCCACCAAUCUCUGAAAGUAAAGCAAAAAAAAAAUAACCCCUAUAUAUAUGCAUAUGUAUACAUACAUAUCCAUAUAUCAAGAAAAGUGGAUGGAUGUCGCUUUGAGCAAUCAUUCACGGCCACCAAUCUCUGAAAGUAAAGCAAAAAAAAAACCCACCCCUAUAUAUAUGCAUAUGUAUACAUACAUAUCCAUAUAUCAAGAAAAGUGGAUGGAUGUCGCUUUGAGCAGUCAUUCACGGCCACCAAUCUCUGGAAGUAAAGCAAAAAAACCCACCCCAUAUAUAUGCAUAUGUAUACAUACAUAUCCAUAUAUCAAGAAGAGGGGAUGGAUGUCGCUUUGAGAAAUCACGGCCACCAAUCUCUGAAAGUAAAGCA
Molecule: messenger RNA, 4113 nt
Organism: Tachyglossus aculeatus (Australian echidna)
Lineage: Eukaryota; Metazoa; Chordata; Mammalia; Monotremata; Tachyglossidae
Gene: TAOK3
Product: TAO kinase 3
Exons: 23
Coding region: 381-3125 (914 amino acids)
Biological process (GO): protein phosphorylation; execution phase of apoptosis
Molecular function (GO): ATP binding; protein kinase activity
Source: RefSeq, a predicted model, not a curated record